AUGAAGCGAUUUUUUACUUAUUUACGUUCGGCUGUCGCUCAGCUAGACCAAGAUCAUUCAACAAGUCGCAGAGUGGCAAAGAUUGACGGUGCCGAACGCGUUACAGUAGAUUCGUCGGCAUUGCAUUGUCCAGUUUGUUUUUGUAUAUUUUCUUCUACGCCGUUUAUCUUCAACUGUGGUCAUUCAUUUUGUCGGAAUUGUGUCAAGAAGCUUGUCGAAAACUCAUAUUCCGACACGGCGCGGUUUCGUUUCUUCAUCUCGUUUUCAUUUGUUAAUAUAAGUAGGGUUUUUGAAUGUCCUAUGUGUCGACAAGUAACUUCCUCUGAAGCUCAUUUCACUAAAAAUUACUUAGCUGGCGCUCUGUUGCAAUCAGUAUGCGAAAUUACUCAGAAUGAAAAAGAAAGCUCUGUGGAUUCUAAUUUAAGGAUUUCGCUUCAACUGAUUUCACGAAAAUUUCUGGAAGAGCAAGAGAAAAAUAGCAUUUUACGGAAAAAAUAUGAAGAGGAACGAGUUCGCAGUCGGCGCUAUCUUAUUCUAUUGGUUAUGGAGAGUGCAUUAUUUGUAGGUUCGGCGCUUUUAUCCAAUAUAUUAUUUUCCUAA
Molecule: messenger RNA, 600 nt
Organism: Cercopithifilaria johnstoni
Lineage: Eukaryota; Metazoa; Nematoda; Chromadorea; Rhabditida; Onchocercidae
Source: the annotation of a GenBank genome assembly